UUCAGCUUCCAUCUCCUCCUAGCUCAAUUUCUCCUUCCGCUUCAAACCCUAACAGCCCUUUCUCUCUCGAUCACUUUCCCAAUGGCACCGAAGGCCGAGAAGAAGCUAGCGGAGAAGAAGCCCGCUGCCGAGAAGAAGCCGGCGACUGAGGAGAAAAAGGCGACGGAGGAAAAGAAACCAGUUGCAGAGAAAGCUCCGGCCGAGAAGAAGCCGAAGGCGGAGAAGCGAAUUCCCCCCAAAGAUAGCGGCGACAAGAAGAAGAAGAAAAAGUCGAAGAAGUCGACGGAGACGUACAAGAUCUACAUCUUCAAGGUGUUGAAGCAGGUGCACCCUGAUAUCGGUAUCUCAAGCAAGGCGAUGAGCAUCAUGAACUCGUUCAUCAACGAUAUCUUUGAGAAGCUUGCGCAGGAGUCCUCACGCCUUGCUCGAUACACUAAGAAGCCAACCAUCACUUCCCGCGAGAUCCAGACUUCCGUUCGUUUGGUUCUUCCCGGAGAGCUUGCAAAACAUGCGGUGUCGGAGGGCACUAAGGCGGUUACCAAGUUCACUAGCUCUUAGAUUUAGGAUUAGGAUGGUUUGCCUUUUGUGGCUUAAUUGUGUUUGUGCCUGAUUUCUGCGGUUUUAUUUCUAAUGUGUGUUUACUCUAUUUUACUUUCUUUUGUUUGUUAUCUUUAUUGCAUUUGUAGAUGGAUUCGGCUGCUCGAAUUUUCUGCAUGGUGCAUUGAAUUAGGGUUGUAUAGAUCUCGUGUUUUUCUUCGAAGAAAAAUAUGAAUGUUUCUUUCUUGGUUGAAA
This is a messenger RNA of Phalaenopsis equestris, 792 nucleotides long. Its product is annotated as histone H2B.4-like. Gene Ontology annotation, cellular component: nucleosome. The transcript has a single exon. Gene Ontology annotation, molecular function: DNA binding; protein heterodimerization activity; structural constituent of chromatin. Gene Ontology annotation, biological process: nucleosome assembly. The record is from RefSeq and is a predicted model, not a curated record. The coding region runs from base 82 to 558 and encodes 158 amino acids. NCBI's taxonomy places the organism in Eukaryota, Viridiplantae, Streptophyta, Magnoliopsida, Asparagales, Orchidaceae.